Andrographis paniculata is the source of this 2700-nucleotide messenger RNA. RefSeq lists its product as uncharacterized. The transcript is spliced from 11 exons. The coding region runs from base 872 to 2677 and encodes 601 amino acids. The record is from RefSeq and is a predicted model, not a curated record. NCBI's taxonomy places the organism in Eukaryota, Viridiplantae, Streptophyta, Magnoliopsida, Lamiales, Acanthaceae.
UUAGUUUAUUCAUAUUUUGAACGCCUUGGGAAUGUCUCUGAGUAUAGUUUAAGCAAUCCUUUUUCACUCGUCUAAUUGUUAAUGAAUUAACCUGCAACAGAUUCAGAUUCAAAAGUUUCCCUCUUUGAAAGCCUGACAAUGUCGCCCCUCCUUUUCUAAUCAGCGAAACUCAAUAACACUGUUUUCUCGGGGGCAUUUUCGACAUUUCACCAGGAAAAGACGAAGAAUAAAAGAAAAGAGCGUCAGGUUUUUCAAGAACAAGAAAUUGCGAAGCAAGAGGGAGAUGAUGAAACUGCUCGCACGUUCAAUGAUGACGUGAAUCUGAACAAACAUAAUUAAAGGCAAGCAGAAAUAGCAAAUUUUCAGAGAGAUCAUUAGCUGCAAGUAGUUCAUCUCCAUCUCCAUUAUCUCUCCACCAUUUCCAAUUCUCAAUCAAGUUUUUUGUGAUCGACUGGUUUCUUGUCUGUACUGGAUUGUUUAAUGGGUGAAUUUUAUAUGGCCAUGUUUUUUUGAGCUCGAUAUCGGCUGAUUCUGCGGUUGCUUUGUACUGACGACAGAUAUUGAAUCCCUACAAAACCUCGUCCUUUUCUUCUUCUUCUUCUUCUUCUUCCUCCUCUUCAGUCAAUCAAUCAAUAAAUCACCUCUGUUGUCUGUUUAGGUCUUUUGUUGUUUACUUGGAAUCCCUUUUUUAAGAAAUCGAAUUCUUCAUUCACAAACUACGAGAAGAUACCUUGCUCUGCGUGUGCUCUCUCCUGUCUCCAAAAAAUUCACUUCUUUAAUUCACUCUCUGCUAAAGCAAAGUUUCUUUUCUUGCUUGAUGAAGAAGGAGUGAAGGUCAUGUUCAUGGUGUUCACACUGUAGGCAAGACCAGAUGAAUAAAAUUGCUGGAAAUUACAAUAUCAAUUCCAAGAAAGCACCUUUGCAUACUCAAAAUGGGAAGAAGAUGGAAUUGCAGGGCGGCAGAAAGUCGCAAUCUGCAGAGAAAACCAUGGCAUCGAGACGCCGGUCAGCAAAAGAAAUAAAAAUGGCGUUAUUAGAAGAUGUCGAUAAUCUGAAGAAGAAGCUGAGGUAUGAAGAGAAUGUUCACAGAGCUUUGCAGAGAGCUUUCAAUCGACCAUUAGGAGCUCUGCCACGUCUUCCUCCUUAUCUCCCUCAAUCUACACUCGAGCUUCUCGCCGAGGUCGCCGUUCUGGAGGAGGAAGUCGUUCGCCUCGAAGAACAGGUGGUGAAUUUUCGACAGGGAAUAUAUCAAGAAGCUGUGUAUAUAUUCUCAAGAAAAAGCCCUGAAGAUUCCACAGCCGAUGAGUUAUCCUCAUCCCGGAGCUCCCAAAGUAAGCAUUCGAGAUCUUCGUCGCAUGGCGAUAAUAGUUUGGGAUCAUUUAGGACACGAGCUUCGUGUUCCCUUUCGAGCAGGAAAUUGUUCUCAUUGGACAGCCUAUCCGACUCCUCGAGGCAUUGUCCCGAGAGCUUGUCCAUCGAUAAACACCCUCAGAAUGAAUCGAACAAUGAAACCAAUCCCCAUUCAAACAAAUAUUACAAAUCCUACGGCGAAAGGAAGUCCGUGAAGGGAUGCUUGUCGAAGCCCGAUUCAGUGAUCAAGAAUGUGAAUUCCCCCAAGAUUCAGUGUAGGAACGUCGAGCAAGCGCAGGAGAGCUCGUCCAGUUCUUCAGACAGUCGACUUCCCGAUGUGGAUAGUGAAGCAAAUAGACUGUCCGAGGAUAUCAUCAAGUGUCUGAUCAAAAUCAUCGUAAGAUUGAGCUCAUCGAAACGAAAGACAUUGGAUUCAGAAUCUUUCUCCUCUUUAGCAGCCAAGGGAUUCGAUCAAAAUGACUUCAGAGAUCCUUAUUCCCAAUCAUCCGAGCUCAGGAAGAGAGAUAUCGGAACCUACAAACAUCUUCAUUCGAUCGAAGCUCAUUCAUUAGAUAUCAGCCGGAAAACAAAUGCAACCUUUCUAAUCCGCCGGCUGAAGCUUCUAUUGAACAAGCUGGCCUCGGUGAAAUUCGACGGUCUAAGCCAUCAGCAGAAGCUGGCUUUCUGGAUUAACAUCUACAACUCCUGCAUUAUGAAUGCGGUUUUGGAAAACGGCCCUGAUAUGAUCGUGGCGCAUAUGCAGAAGGCAACAAUAAAGGUUGGAGGACAUGUGGUGAAUGCGUUGAUGAUCGAGCAUCUUAUCUUGCGGCUUCCAUACCACUUAAAAUAUACUUGCUCGAAAUCAGCGAAGAACAACGACGAAAGCAAGAUUUGCAGGACGCUCGGUUUGGAGUGGUCGGAACCAUUGGUCACGUUUGCGCUUUCCUGCGGAAGCUGGUCCUCCCCUGCUGUGAGGGUGUACACUGCGUCUGAGAUCGAGGCGGAGCUGGAGACGGCGAAAAGGGAGUAUCUGCAAGCAGCAGUCGGGAUUUCGGGGACGACGAACAAGCUGAUGAUUCCGAAGCUGCUGGAUUGGUAUGUACUUGACUUUGCUAAGGACAUGGAUUCAUUGCUGGACUGGAUUUGUCUGCAGCUGCCGGACGACGUGAGGGACGACGCCGUUAAGUGCCUCGACAGGAAGGGACGGGAGCCUUUGUCUGCUGUCAUACAAGUGGUGCCGUAUAACUUCAAUUUCAGAUACCUCGUAUACAGGACUCUUCCUCACUUCCGAAAUGUCGGGAACGAAAUAAAAGUUAGGGGUUCUUAAAUAUAUAUAUAUUAUUUUUUUUA